CAUGUAUGUUGUUGCGCGGAGUAGAGUAUGAGCGAUAUACGCGCAUACCCGGAGACAAGGCUGUGGCCUGCGUUAUGUGCAUUGCGCAGUUUCGAUUGAAUGGUGCGAAGACAGCGUUGGGGGGGAUAAAGGGAUGGAUAUAAGUAGAGGUCAAGAAAUAUACAAGGUAUCCUACAGGAGUCACAGCAUUAGUCUGUUUGACAAGAGUGUCGAAAAUUGAUUGCAGCAUUCCUCCUUGCACUCUAACUGGGACGAACGAAGCCCUAUCACGGCCUGUGAAACAACCCGGGAAGCCGCUAAGUCGCGCGUCACGUGCGCGUUCGAGCGAUGACGCGGCCGCUCUUCAAGUGAGAGGUCGCCGCUUUGUCUUCGCUGUUAAGCAGUCGCCUCACCACCUGUUCUUUCUUUCUCUACGACCUCUUCCCAACACCUUGAUACCCGUCUCUUUUUUGUCUUUUUUUCUUUACUCUUUGCAAACCAUGAUCGGUCGCAUCCUGGGACUCUCGGCGCUGGCCGCCGCCUCCGCCAGUGCCAUCUUGCUCCCUCCAACUAUCACAGCUACAGAUCUGGACCUUGGCGAUGAUAGCGCCAUGGAAAUAUCCGUAAACCCCAUGAAACGAACCUUUGCCCUCGAAUGCCCCAAGUGCGCAUUUGCUACCAAGGAAGCCAAGACGGCUUAUACCUGGUCCCAGAACACUGGCAGCACCUACCUGCUUGACUUUGACGUCGGGACCAACGAAGACAGCCUUGUCGUCGAAGGUGUCCAGCUGUAUCCACCUAGCUAUGGCUCCAGACCCUUCUUUGUCACGCAACUCGACCCUACCACCAAAGAUGCCUUGCGCCUCAUGGUCACUGGAUAUACGUUCCACUUCACAUCCGCCGCGACGGUCUCGGAAGCUGGUAUUGAACUUCUUCCUGUGACCCUCAAGAUCACCUCGAUCGAAGGCCGGCCUGCGCACCCCCCAGCCCUGACAGUUAAUCUCUUGAAGGACACCAACGGUCGCCUUAUGAUUGCAUCAUUCCAGACGAAACAGGCUGACGAGAACGAUGUUGCGGACAAAGAGGCCGAGUGCAACGAAUGGCCGAUGCUCUGCCAGUGGCGAUCAUAUCUUUCCCACGGUAUCAACGAUUUGAAAUCGUCUGUCAGCAAGGCCUGCCACAGGCACAAGGGCAGCAACCCCAUGACCGAAGCUGGCAUUGAGGGCAAACCGCCUCAUAGGUUCCGUCCUGGCCACCCCCACCAUCACCCCCACAAUGGUCCGCCCCCCAUGAGCGAUCAUCACCGACACCAUCACUCUCACCACAAUGUGAAUGCCUUCCUCCGCCGCGCAUUCUUUACCGUCUUGAUUCCCAUCUUGAUCGGCAUCUUCGCGGGUACACUUACCUAUCUUAUUGGUUUGGCUUUGGGGUAUGUCAUCGCCAUCGUCGUGGCUAAAGUCCGUGGCCGCGCACCUUAUGUGCGUAUCGCUUUGGAGGAUGUAGAAGAGGCCGGGUACAUUGAGAAUAGCAGUGAGAAGGAGGCCUAUAUCGCAGAACUUCCAGAAUACGAUGCACCGCCCGUCUAUGAGGAGGCUUCUGAGAAGGAAGUCGUUGAGAACCAGGAACCGACUGAUAAAUAG
Periconia digitata is the source of this 1619-nucleotide messenger RNA. NCBI's taxonomy places the organism in Eukaryota, Fungi, Ascomycota, Dothideomycetes, Pleosporales, Periconiaceae. The record is from the annotation of a GenBank genome assembly.